AUGGCCAAAAAAUAUGUGGUGCCCGGCCGGUACAUUGACCAACAUGCGCUUGAGGUUUAUUUUGGUAAAGUUUUCGGUUACGGUAAAGCACAAGUCACUUGUGUACGCGGGGCUUUCCAAUGUACACUUCCUCGAGCAUUGACUCAGGAGGAAUGGGAUAAGAUGAAGAGCUCUGUAGAGUAUGGGCACUACGACGAUGUGUAA
Molecule: messenger RNA, 204 nt
Organism: Ascochyta rabiei
Lineage: Eukaryota; Fungi; Ascomycota; Dothideomycetes; Pleosporales; Didymellaceae
Exons: 3
Coding region: 1-204 (67 amino acids)
Source: RefSeq, a predicted model, not a curated record